GCUGGUUGCACCGAGCUCGACACCAUCGAGUUCGGCAACCCCCUCGAUUCCUGGAAGCGGGACCGUGGUUUCAGCGAGUCCUCUCUCGAGUUCCUGGGCUCCGCGGGCUGCGUCUUCACGUGUGAUUGCACUACCGAGGAUGGGAGCGUCUGCGGUGCUAAGUUCCUCGCACAUGCUGCGCUCAUCGCGCGCAAGGUCGACUCCUUCGCCGACUUGGCUCAGCUCCAGUUGCAUAUCUGCGAGCUGCGUCUCCCUUUCGUGCCGGAGCGCGCC
Prorocentrum cordatum is the source of this 273-nucleotide messenger RNA. The record is from the annotation of a GenBank genome assembly. NCBI's taxonomy places the organism in Eukaryota, Dinophyceae, Prorocentrales, Prorocentraceae.